Messenger RNA from Lathyrus sativus (Indian pea), 495 nucleotides. NCBI's taxonomy places the organism in Eukaryota, Viridiplantae, Streptophyta, Magnoliopsida, Fabales, Fabaceae. The record is from the annotation of a GenBank genome assembly.
AUGCAUGUACCGGGAGUAUUUGUGAGUGGCACUGUUAAUUGGUUGGCAGAUGAUGUUUCCGGUUGUUCGCUUAGUAUCACUGUUUCUCUUGAUUUGAAGACUGAGUUGUAUCAAAACCUUCCUCAGCCUUAUUUGGAGAAGGGUUAUUUCACCUUGGGGUUGGGGGUAAUAAGGGAUUGCUUGUGCAUCUUUGCAAAGACUGAUAUGUUUUUGAAUGUUUGGAUUAUGAAAGAAUUUGGAAAUAAAGAGUCGUGGACUAAAUCGCAUGGUAUUCCAUACGUGGAAAUUCCGGGUGUGGUUCAUUUCUAUACCAAGGUUGUGUAUAUUUCGGAGGACGAUCAAGUGCUAAUUGAUGGUCAUGAGUGGAUACAUCUCAAUUUGAGGUUGGCUGUUUACAAUGCCAAAACAGGUACUUUCAAGAUUCCUAAGAUUCCAAACAUCAAUAGGUUGGAGCCAAAAGUCUUCAUUGGGAGUUUGAUAUCACCCUGUUCAUAA